AUGUACACAUUUAUCAUUUACACAAAAUUAAACAAAGGCACUAUCGAUGCAAUGAUACGUAUAAAACUACAUAAACUCAAAACAACCCGGAGUCAAACACGUAGAAAAAUACUGGUGACGAUACCUAUGACAGAGCCAGUGGCUCUACCGGUGCCCCUGGGCAACUUUAUUAACCAGGAAUACAGCGGCUUUAUAUCGCUGGGAACUCCGCCGCAACCAUUCAGCGUAAUGUUUCAAACGGGAACCUCCAACCUAAUGGUGCAUUCUGUCCGGUGCCAGUCGUGCGCCUGUAAAGUACACAGCACUUAUAAUUCAUCAAGAUCAACAACCUAUAUUAAAAACGGUACCGCGUUUUCAAUCCAAUACAUAUACGGCAGUGCCAGCGGUUACCUCAGCACCGAUACCCUCACCAUUGGUGGAGUCAAAGUAGUCAAUCAGACGUUCGCAGAGGCCCUGUCUGUGCCGGGAAUACAGUUUGUUUACGGCGCGAGUGGUAUACUAGGGCUGGGAUUCCCGCAGUCGGCUGUGGACGGAGUGACUCCAAUGUUUCAAAACAUGAUAGCACAGGGAGUGGUGUCGGCGCCGGUCUUCUCCUUCUACCUGAACCGAGACGUGAAGUCACAGAUCGGCGGAGAGUUGACUCUCGGCGGCUCAGAUCCCACCCAUUAUACCGGGAGUUUGACGUACGCGCCGGUGACUACUGGGGCCGGCUAUUGGCGUUCGGGUAGGCAUAAUAUUAUGCUGUAUAUCAACUUUAUACUAGGGCUGGGAUUCCCGCAGUCGGCUGUCGACGGAGUUGUGCCCCUCUUUAACAAUAUGAUAGCACAGGGAGUGGUGUCGGCGCCGGUCUUCUCCUUCUAUCUGAACCGAGACGUGAGGGCACAGACCGGCGGAGAGUUGACUCUCGGCGGCUCAGAUCCCACCCAUUAUACCGGGAGUUUGACGUACGCGCCGGUGACUACUGGGGCCGGCUAUUGGCAAAUAACUGUAGAUAGCGUUAGGGUAGGCAGUGGUGGCGCCGGUCGACCGGGCAGUGAGUUUUGCCUAAACGGCUGUCAGGCUAUAGUAGACACCGGGAGCUCAUUCAUAGUCGGGCCCACACAUGAGAUUACGGCGAUUAACGCACUGCUCGGCGCCAAUACAAGCAUCGGUUACGGCGAGUAUACACUGGAUUGCGAUCGCGUGUAUAGUUUGCCAGUAAUUACGGUAACCAUCGGUCGGAAACCGUUUCCCCUAAAGCCGUCCCAAUAUAUCGUACAAAUGACGGGACCGGACGGCGAAACCCUGUGUUUGUCCGGUUUCGCCACCGGAGGCGCUGACCCCACAUGGGUUUUAGGCGAUGUGUUUAUUGGUGUGUAUUAUACUGUGUUUGAUUAUGGUCAUAAACGUAUUGGCUUUGCGCCCAGCGUUCAAACUAUAAUACAAGGAUAUAAUUAA
Medioppia subpectinata is the source of this 1437-nucleotide messenger RNA. Lineage: Eukaryota; Metazoa; Arthropoda; Arachnida; Sarcoptiformes; Oppiidae. The record is from the annotation of a GenBank genome assembly.